AUGGACGAGUGGGUGGAUCGGAGCAAGGGGGCCCUGACAUAUAGGGUGACGCAGGUGGUGUCCGGACACGGCUGCUUCGGACACUACCUACACAAGAUACAGAGGGAGCCGGAGCCCCAGUGCCACGAAUGUGGAGCGGCGGACGACACGGCCCAGCACACUCUAGAAGAGUGCAAUCGCUGGGCCGUGGAAAGAGCUGCCCUCAGGGCGACCACGGGGGUAGCGGACCUCUCGCUACGCAGCAUAAUAGCGGCGAUGCUGGGUAGCGAGAGGAAUUGGGAAGCGGUGACCUCCUUCUGCGAAGAAAUCAUGUCACAGAAGGAGGCGGCGGAGAGGGUGCGAGAAGCGGCUGCUGACGCGCUUCCUCUCCGACGUAGACGGCAGGGUCGAGGGCGAAGAGCAUAUGCUCGCCUCGAGCCCCAGUAG
Messenger RNA from Cydia splendana, 426 nucleotides. RefSeq lists its product as uncharacterized. The record is from RefSeq and is a predicted model, not a curated record. Bases 1 to 426 code for a protein of 141 amino acids. Lineage: Eukaryota; Metazoa; Arthropoda; Insecta; Lepidoptera; Tortricidae. The transcript has a single exon.